Messenger RNA from Zerene cesonia (dogface butterfly), 561 nucleotides. Its product is annotated as dynein light chain Tctex-type protein 2B-like. The record is from RefSeq and is a predicted model, not a curated record. Gene Ontology annotation, molecular function: dynein intermediate chain binding. Lineage: Eukaryota; Metazoa; Arthropoda; Insecta; Lepidoptera; Pieridae. Gene Ontology annotation, biological process: microtubule-based movement. Bases 1 to 561 code for a protein of 186 amino acids. The transcript is spliced from 3 exons. Gene Ontology annotation, cellular component: cytoplasm; cytoplasmic dynein complex.
AUGGGUGACCCUGAAGGUAAAAAGAGCAAGGUGUCGAUGCUAGAGGUUAAGAGUCGUUCAAAUACUCGAUCAAUGGUGGGCUUUGGGCCCAAAUCUAUGAGCAGAUUGAAGGUCCGCAGACAGUCGUAUGGCUUUGGUGGCGUCCCCGGUAUAAGACCAGUUGAGAGAACCUCAAAUAUUGCGAUAGAAUUCAAGCGCCCAGUUUUGAUGUAUUUUCCGACAUAUCAACUGACCUCAAGCUAUCCCUUCCACUUACCUACCGUUCGGAAGGAAAUAGAUGCAUUGCUUGAUGAACAUUUCACUGAUCACAAAUAUAAUGUUCAAGAAUCUCCAUCCCUAGCUCUACGAUUAGCUGGGGAAUUGAUGCGUAAGUUGAAAGCAAUACAGUUCAAUAGAUACCGGAUUAUCACCGUCGUGACCAUCGGCCAGAAACGGGCUCAGAGCUAUAACAACGCGAUUUCCUUCUUGUGGGACCACGAGAGGGAUAAUUACGUGGACGUGCAGAGGGAAGUGAAUUCCGCAUUUAUUCAGGUCACUGUGUUCGGGGUGUAUUUGGAUUGA